Molecule: messenger RNA, 2661 nt
Organism: Labrus mixtus (cuckoo wrasse)
Lineage: Eukaryota; Metazoa; Chordata; Actinopteri; Labriformes; Labridae
Gene: ier5l
Product: immediate early response 5-like
Exons: 1
Coding region: 158-1054 (298 amino acids)
Source: RefSeq, a predicted model, not a curated record
CCAUCUGCAAAUGAUUGCUGGCUUUGUGGGGGAGGCGGAUCGGUGUGUCCAAUGUUUCUCCACAGAGCUGACUCGAACCUUUCUCCUCCAACAAAACGCUUCCCUCUGAGAUAGCUGAGAGUCGCUUUUCUUCUCCCGGAGAGGAGCCGUACCAGCGAUGAUCAACACCAUGGAGUGCGUAUCGGACGCACAGAGCCUGAUCUCCAUCUCUUUAAUGAAGAUCCACAACUCCAGGACGCAGAGAGGAGGCAUCAAGCUGCACAAAAACCUGCUGGUCUCUUAUGUGCUGCGGAACGCCAGGCAGGUCUACAUCAAGGAGAAAUACGCGGAGAUCUACAGGAUGCAGCAGUACGAGGAGGUGAUGACUGUCUGCAACGAGAUCCAGGAGCUCAACCCGCUGGAUCUGGACGCAGAGGACGCGGAGGAUGAGGAGCAGGCGCGGGCUGCUUGUUGCGGCGGAGAGGAGGUGAGUCUGUGCGGCGCUGCGUGCCACCGAGGCGCGGCGCAGCCAGCAGCGCACACCCGGACAGCGAGCGCUCUGCACGGCUGCUGUGCGCUGGAGGAAGACAGCAAGGAGCCGGAGCCCUGCUACUACCGGAGCUGCUGCAUGGAGUCCUCUCCGGUGUCACAGUGCGAGCAGUUCUCCAUGAACAGCUCCGCGUACUGCAACAAAACCACCGUGCUGGACUUGGACACGCAUGUUGUGACCACGGUGGAGAACGGUUACCUCCACCAGGACUGCUGCUGCGACGCGCUCCAGUGCGGACAGAGCGCGCAGUCCCCGGCCAAGAAACGGAAGGUGGACUUCGGUUGUUGUGUGUCCGACGUGGAGGAAAUCUCGGAUUUCACAGCAGCUCGCAAAAGAGCGAAACGAGAAGACUGCUUGUUCUCACACCCGGACUACACGGACACUUCCAACAUCUCCAACCUCAUCUCCAUCUUCGGAUCGGGGUUUUCAGGGCUGCUGAGCAGACAGUCGGACUUGGAACAGAUCUGUAGCAAGCAGGUCCUGGCCAGUCUGGGCGCGUGGACCCGGGCGAUUGUGGCGUUUUAAAUCAAACACUUUAUUUGAGGGGAGACCGGGGUCACAUGUAACAUGUUUUCAACUAAAUAUUGGUAAACAAUACCCAGUAGUUAUUGUCUGCUGCCAGUUUCUGUAUGGGUCAUUUUGAACACAAAGACAUGUUCCCACACUGUUCUCCACAUGUUCACUUUGCUUUAUGUUGAAAAGGAUGUCAUGAUUGCGAAACCUUGUGCAGCAACUGCUCUGUGAAUGUUCAAGAAACAUUUUUUAUUUUGGUGGAAAAGUUUCUGAAACCUUUUGGGAAUGUUCUCAGAAAAAGUGAGGACAUUCUUGUAAGGUUACAGAAAAUAAACGGGAGCACAGAGUUUCUGAAAAGACCUUUUUUGUUUGCCAAUAAUUAAAAGAGGUGCAAAGAAUUGUUGCAUUUUUCAAUCAAAGCACUGUCUGUUAAUGCAGUUUAAAACUUACGAUUUCUUGUUACUCUCCUGUGAUGGAUUGCUGAUUCUGUAAAAUAAGGUUUGCAAAUAAUUUGGUGAAAAUUUAAACCCUAUUGAUUUCAUUUGAACAUUGAAAUGAUCUGCAUUCUUAGCUAAACUGACUCAAACAUUAGCUAACAACUUCAAAAUAUACAAAAGAAUCAAGUACAGUAAGUCGAGGGGCAUGUUUGUCUUGAACAAAUCCUGUAUAAUUUAUGUGAGGGUUUGUCAUUUUUUUUGGCGCACACUGGGUGACAUCACCCACACUUCUGAUUGGCUGAAAACUUGAAGCGUUACAGCUGAACCCGGUCUCCCCUAUACUAGGUCUAAAUCAACUUUAUUUUUGCAGGAAAAAAAAAGAAAAAGAUAUUUAAAUGGAGCAUUUUAAUGACAGCAGUUUGACAGGGAGGGGAAAGACUUUGUGCCAUAUGUAACAUUUACACCUCUCCUGAUCGACUUCUGUUGCCUUAAGUCUGAUGCACAUUUUACCGCGAGCUUUUGUCCGAAAGUGAAAGUGACUGAAUGUGUCUCCUGUCCUGAAAAAAAAAAAAUCACCUCUGGGUUGAAACGGACGUCUUUGCACAUUUGAGCAGUUUGUUGUCAUGUCUAACACACAUUCAAGACUCCCUCCGAAACACUUCAAAGGUACAUGGACUGAACCAGCUCAUAUCACUUCAUGAGUGCCGACACUUAAAACCCGGGACACUUUUUUUUGGGCUUAUUUUGGUCGUCACUUCACCUGUGUGCUGUGUGACACUAAAAAAACAGCCUGGUUUCAUUUUGGCGGUUUGAACUCCUCCUCUCUUAAUCAUUGUGUUGCUCAAAGCCUCCACAGCGAUUCAUGAAUCCAACAUGUCUUGGUUUUGUGAGUUAGUUUUUUUUUUAUUUGAGAUCUGUUUGUUUUGUAAAAGAAUGAUGUGAGUCCUUUUGUUUUAAAAAGGCAAACUCCUGAUUUUUAGCCAUAACCCCCCCGAGAGUCCACGCAUUAGCUUUAUGAGCACUAUGUGUACCAAAAUAAAGAGAGUAUUCAGCCAUUCUCUACAUAUUUUGUUGUUAUUCUUGUAUUUUUGUGCUUAAUAAAAAUUGUAUAUCACCGGGUAAAACUGUUCCAGAAAAUAUUUGUUAAAAAUUUAUAAUCUUAAUAAAAAAUGGAAAUCUUAA